AUGCGUUGCAACGUGCUGCUUCUUAUCUUAUUUGGAGCUUGUGAAGCCUUUCCUUUUAUUGCUUUGGUACCAUUCUCAGUAGCAAUAACAGGAAUAAUUUACAAGGAAAGCCUUAGUUGCUUAUUGCAUGAAUGCUGUUCUGGAGCUGUGUAUUUCAAUAAGACAAGUUUGGAACGAUCUUUAUGGGAUGAGUUACAUGGCCAGCAUAUUGCAUCUCAACGUAUAUACCACCACAUUUUGGAUUACAUGAGCGGUGGUUUGCCACAGAAGCCUCUGGCGUUGUCAUUUCAUGGCUACACAGGUGUCGGAAAGAAUUUUGUUGCCAAUAUUAUUGUCAAUAAUAUCUUAAAGUUGGGAACGCGCAGUAGAUUCUAUCACUUCUAUGAUACAACCAUACACUUUAAGCAUUCAAGUCAGAUAUCAGAAUACAAGGAACGCCUUUAUCGAGAGCUUCACGCAGCUGUAUCAGAAUGUCCUACAUCAAUAUUUGUUUUUGAUGAAAUGCAUAACAUGCCCAAUGGGAUAUUGGAUAUAUUAGCACCUAUAUUAGAAGAGAUCAAUAUUCAUUUUUUAAGUAAUGCUGGGGGCAAUUAUAUCAAUCGGCGUACAUACGAGCAUCUGGUGAGUGGAAAGAAACGUGAGGAUCUGCGUUAUACAGAUGUUGAUCGUGUUUUGGCCAAAUCAGCAUUUAAUAAUGAAGGUGGACUUCAGUACUCUGAACUGAUUUCAAAACAUCUUAUCACAGCUGUGGUACCAUUCCUGCCAUUACAACCUACUCAUGUAAGAAAAUGUAUACAAGAUGCUGCCAGAAAGCGUAAUGUCACAUUUUCUGAAGAUAUGGUACAAUUUGUCAUGGAUGAACUUGAGUGGGCACCUGAAGGGAGUAACUUUUUCUCUGUUUCUGGCUGUAAAAGAGUCUAUGAAAAAGUUGGAUUUUAUGUGCAACAAAUUUAA
Molecule: messenger RNA, 954 nt
Organism: Heterobilharzia americana
Lineage: Eukaryota; Metazoa; Platyhelminthes; Trematoda; Strigeidida; Schistosomatidae
Source: the annotation of a GenBank genome assembly